AUGGCGAUCAUUGAUAUGAUCGCACGGGUCAGCUUUCUAUUCUUGUUGCAUUUCAAUGUUUUGGAUGCACGAGCCCCAUUUAUCCGUGAUCGUCCAAGAGGACUUGGUCUGCUGCAACUGCCGACUGGUAUGACCGAUGAACGUUCUGGACCAUUUUUCCCGAAUCUUUAUAUUGCUGGAGAUAAGGCGGGUGAAAAGCCGAUGACCGUUCCGGAUGUGCAUUUACCAGGACAAAAAGCUGAUUUCAGUGGACGCUCAGCAUUCAAUCCGUUCACUCAUGCCGUAGCCGCAGUGUUCAACGAAGAUUUGGUUGAUUCAUGGGGUGCAGGAUUCGCCGUUAAUGGUGUGAACAAUCACGAUCUUCAAGUGCGAAGAAAUUUUGACCAAUUCGCCGAUAUCGCUCUCGAGAGGAACGACGGCAUGCAUCAACCGUUCCUUACUGCUUUUUCGGUAGGAUCCGAGUACGAUUACUCGAAAAUCAAGGAAAUUUCAGGUCAUUUGGAUCUACCUAUUCCUGGUGUUAACGAACUGUUUGACUUCGAUGGUCGACUUAUGGUCAAAGGUAACGGUAACGGUAUUCUGAACAGUGCAAUGGAAUUCCCGUUGACUUUAUCGGAUCCGAACGAACGUGCACCGUACACGUUCAAAUAUUUGAACUUCAUGGCUGAUCGACAUAUGCAAUAUGGACAUGUGGUGCCUAAUGUAAAUCUGUUCCUGGUUGGAAAAGACAAAAUCAUGGACCGACUGGUACAGAACCGACUCAAUCCGACUAUGAUUGGUUAA
This is a messenger RNA of Necator americanus (New World hookworm), 783 nucleotides long. RefSeq lists its product as uncharacterized. NCBI's taxonomy places the organism in Eukaryota, Metazoa, Nematoda, Chromadorea, Rhabditida, Ancylostomatidae. Bases 1 to 783 code for a protein of 260 amino acids. The record is from RefSeq and is a predicted model, not a curated record. The transcript is spliced from 7 exons.